Xenia sp. Carnegie-2017 is the source of this 5407-nucleotide messenger RNA. RefSeq lists its product as uncharacterized. The transcript is spliced from 14 exons. The record is from RefSeq and is a predicted model, not a curated record. Gene Ontology annotation, cellular component: microtubule minus-end. Bases 267 to 5102 code for a protein of 1611 amino acids. NCBI's taxonomy places the organism in Eukaryota, Metazoa, Cnidaria, Anthozoa, Malacalcyonacea, Xeniidae. Gene Ontology annotation, molecular function: microtubule minus-end binding; calmodulin binding. Gene Ontology annotation, biological process: negative regulation of microtubule depolymerization; cytoplasmic microtubule organization.
AAAAGACAGACGAGCCAAAAAUCGCCGGCUCAAAUUUGAGAAUAUUACGCGUUACUAACGUUACAAAUACUGGCAUAGAACAUAGCAAAGCGAAUCAAAACAAGAUUAAAUCUGGUUCUCUCGAGCAAUAUCCAAAUGUCAAGGCAAUAUCGCACAAAGUUCACGAGUUGAAUGUAAAUAAUGAAGUGCGACCCAAUGAGCAUGUGAAGUUAAACAAUAGAAGGACUUAUUCACUGGAGAAAGUAUCUCAAUCGCUCGAUGAUAUUAUGGCGUCUGCAAAGGCUCUAUUAGCUGCUCUGUCAUCGGUAAAUGAAUCAAAACAUUUUGGUGUUGAUAAAAAAACAUCGGAAAAUACUUGUGGAAGCGUUUUAAUAAAAUGCGGACCUUACGAUCAAGAUGAUGAUGUAGCAGAUUUAACAAACGUUUCGGCAAUCAAAGAUGAACACCUUUCAACCCACCCAGGAAACAAAGCUGACGUUGAUGAUAGAAAUUUGAAACGAAAAACUUAUGAUUUAGAAAGCAUAUCAACAAAAAUGGAUGACGACUACGAUAACGACUGUUCUGUUGAGCAAAUAUUGUUGAAUUUAAGCAUGGAAAAUGACUCGACUUUGAACGAGGGAAAUAAAAGACUGACAUAUGAUAUGAAUACUGUCUCUAUUGCAUUAGAUUCAAGUCGAAAGAACUCUAUUCUCGAAAACUCAUCAGCAACCUUAAAUGACGAAUCGAAAGAAGUUAAUGAGAAAAUAAAGCGCCAUACCUAUGAUUUGACUGACAUUAACAGCUCAACAGAUAAAAACAUCUGUGUUUAUGAUGUUAGUUUGGAAUCAAAACGGGGCACUUACGAUUUGACUCAUGUUUCUGAUUUGAUCGAUAAACAAUGCUCUUCGGGAAAGUUGGUGAACGAAUGCUCUGAGAUAUUUUCGCGGAGCAAUAAACGUAAAACUUAUGACAUUUUGGAGUCUAACUUUAUCUUGCCAGAUGGCUCACUGUUGGUGAAUAACAAUGAUAAUUUUAAUGACAAAGAGAAAUUACCUAUGGCUGCUGAAAAAAAAAUUGUUAUUGCAGCUAAGGAUCCUAUUACAAACAGUUCACUCUGUCAUAAUGCCAAUUUGCUUGACAAUCAUAUUGAUGAGGUGUUUAAACAAAACAGAUCUCAGAGUCAUGUUACUGAGGUCAUUUGUUCAAAGCACAAAAAAUCUCAUGAUCUUUACAUGAAUCCUGAUAGUGAUGAUGACCAUCAACAGAAAAACAUGACUUUAAAAAACAAAGAUUCCAUCUCUCCAAUGCAUUCUGCAUGGCCCACUGAAUCACCUUUGAAGUUGGCAGUAUCCUCUGAACAUUGUAGAGAACCAUCAGCAUCUGAAAUGGCAUUGUCUAAAUUUCAAUCCCAAAGCUUUUUGUCUGCAUCAACAUCUAAGUUUCAAUUGAGAUCUAUGUCUGACUCUAAAGUUCAGACACAGUUCACCUCAAGCUCAAGUCCAGAUUUAUUUGUGACCACUCCCCACUCCGAUGAGAUUUCCAGAACAGGUAGCCUUAAUGAUAUUUCACCAGGCAUUCGAAACUAUCUCACCAAUAGACUUGGUCUAUCAGUGGAACAAUGCAUUGCUGUCAGUAAGAAACUAAACAAUGACUUGCAGUCCACAUCAAACCAAUCCAAAUCAUCCAAUCGCAAAACAUAUAGUUUGGAUGAUGUUGCACAAUCUCUUGACAUUGCAACAAGUCAAGGGCUAUCCAUGACAGAAGUUUUGGGUAAUCUGGACAAUGACUCAAGUGGUGCCAUUAAUGACUCAAGUGGUGCCAUUAAUGACAUGGAGAAAUUAAAUGAAACAUUAAAUGUAAAGAAGUUUGAUGAGAAGAUAUUAAAGUCUGUAGCUUCUAGUGCUAGUACUUCUGAAAAACUUGCAUUUGACGCUGAUGGUUUUGUUCAAAGUAAAUGUGUCAACUCGCAUUUUGUUGAGAAACCAUUUAAACUUGUGAAGAAGAAGCCUGUUUAUAAGCCAUCUGCAAAACUGCAAAGUUUUACGCAUCUGCUUGGUGGGAAAGGCGUUGAUGGAACACAAAACAUGAGAUGUGGUAAAUUAGACGCAUCUAAAAGGAACACAUACACUUUAGAUAGUGUUGCUGAAUGUUUGGAGAAAGCACAAGAAGAAGGUGUUCCCAUGAUGGAUGCUCUUAAGCGAUUAUCAGGUUCCUGUAAAGAUGACUCAUCUCAUCGAACCGAUGAGAAACGAAGGACAUACAAUCUCCAAGACGUCUCAAACACUCUUGAAACUGCUUCAGAUGAAGGUGUUCCCAUUUCGGUAACACUGCGGAAAAUUGCUAACAAAUCGAAGGUUGAUGAUCGUGAAGAGCGAUUCACUGAUUCAGGAAGUAAAAAAGAAAAUUUGUCAAAUGUCAGAAAGCCUAAAGCAAAGAAGAAAGCACCACCGAAACCGAAGAGAACUUUCGCUUGCAAGACAAAGUCAGAAACUAAUUUCGUUUCUGAUUCUUUUGUAAUUGAAUACUAUACUUCGCCAAACAAAGAAAAUGGGUCAUCCACCGAAGCCGAUGUUUUAGAGAAUGUGGUGAAUUUUGAAGUUCCUAAUGAUGAGCAAACUCGGCAAACGUCCUUGGAAAAUUCUUGUGCUCCACCUGGAGGUGUGCUUGGUUCUUCAAUGCAAAAUUGUUACGUGAAUUUAGAGAAUGUUGGUAAAGAUGAUGUGUGUAUUUCACAGACAGGACAGAUUAUGGUAGAUGAAAUGCAUUUAACAUCUUUUAAUAAAACAUUUAAAACAUCCACGAAAGAUGAAUGUACACCGAGGAAAGUCGUCUAUGAUUUAGAUAGUUUGCUGUCAAAGUUGGCUGCUGAAGUUCACAAACCGACAAUUAUUGGAAGCAAAAGUACGACUGAAGACAAACUUGAAAGCAAUGAUGUUGACCACGAAAGACUUGAUGGUACGUUGAACAUGGAAAUAGAGCUGCCUUGCACUAAAACUGAUUAUUUAACCACAAAAGGGGAAUUCUUUGCAAAGAGUAGUGAUUUUUUCAACAUGAAAUGGGACACUGCAAUGGAGAAAAAUACGCUAUUCACGAAAAGUGAUAGUAGAUCGCAAAAUGAGUCGUCAAAAACGAAAGCUGAAGAUGAAGGAUAUUGUUCACUGUCCCGUAAUCCUGGAUCGUAUUUAGAGGGGAUUGCGUUGGAUAAUAAAGAUAAAGUAAUGGCAGAAGAAAAGUCGAUAAAUCAAGAACUUAUUGAAAUUGUCAGAGAGGUUAACGAAGAUGGAAGGGAGAGUCAGGAAGUUACAAUUGUGAUGACAGCAGAAGAUGAUGAACAUAUCACAUGCAACGAAGUUCGUGAGAAAAAGGAAUUUCAGCGAGACGCUGUACAAAAAACUGAUGCAGUGUCACGUGAGUUGAACUUACUUCGCUUGCGAUUGGCUGAGAAGCAACGCGAUAUUGUGGCUCAGAAACAGCGGACGAUGGAGCAACUAGAGGAGGAGAGAAAAAAAGUUGGUCAGAAUGUCUUCUGGCUCGCUGUUGGGAAGAAUAGGGAGAGAACGAAAGAUGGAAACGAGAAAAGCUUAUCAAGUAAGCAAAGUUCGUCAAAGUUACUAUCAGUUAACGAUGAGUUGCCUCCAUCAAUGGAUAAACUACAGGACAGGUCGUAUGAAUUUAAAAUUGAAAGUUCAAAACAAAUGAAGAGUCAAACCGACGAGAGAAAAGCAUUAUCAAAUACAUAUAAUAAUAAUUUAUUGAAUGAUGGUGAAACCUUGUGGAAUCAACAAAAACUACAUGGUACAUUUGAUUCUAGUAGUGAUAAGCAAGCAAUUUCUCCUCCACGCAAAUGCUGGCAUGCCAAAACUGCUGGUAUUGAUGAGCCUUAUCUCACGAUUGUGCAACCAGACUUUCAUGUUGAAAAGGAGAAUACGAGCAAUUUCAACUUGGCAGAUCCUCAAAAUUCUGAUGUUUUGAGGGAAAUUGAGAGUAUAAAUGAUUCUAACGACAAGGCUAAAGCAAGUCAAGAGAUUAUACCUUCCCCACAAAGUGAUACAGGAGAUUUAGCUUCAAGUCCGGAUUUAGAAAACGAGAACGUUUUAUUGUCGUCUGGUGAAUGUGAUUCAGAUCAAUUAAAGAAAGGAAUGACUUUGUUUAUUGGAGAGGAAAACACGAUUAGCAGUAGUAAUGGAUUUACUCCUGAACAGCUUAGAAAAAAAGAAAAAUUUCUACGAAACAGGCAACUGAAAAUGGAGGAAGACAAACUGCGAAGGGAAGCAUUAUUGGAAAAGAAGCGAAGAAAAGAGGAAAAGAUGAAGGAGAUUCAGGAGCGACGCGAACUCGAGGAACAAAGUCGUCAAGCUAAACUGCAGGAGAAGAGAGAACAAGCUGAACACGCAAAACAUGAGAGACAAAAAUAUGAGAUGAGACGAAAGGAAAAUCUGACAAAUGUACAUAGAACUGCAGGUGGUAAUAAGGGUUACACGAGGAAGGUUCAGGGAAUUGAUCAAUUAGUGAGUGGAUAUAACCAAAAUGAAAUGGAUACACCUGGGUAUAACGGUGGUUAUAGUCAAUAUUAUAAGCCAAUGAUAAGGACAACUAGUGUUGAAAGUGGAAUAAAUAAACAAGAGCUCUCAACCUCAAGUACAUCUUCUGCGUUUUCGGGUUUUACAGGCGUUCAGUCGUACGUGAAACCAAGUGGAAAAACAAAUCGUAAAUUGAUUAUCAACGCUAUAUCUCAUGUCUGUCUUCCUGGAACGGUGAACAAAGAUACAAAAGAGAAAUGUUUACAGGCAAUGACAGAGUCAAGCGCACAGCAUUUUUUGAUAUUGUUCAAAGAUGGUUUAAAGUUUCGUUCCCUCUUCUCACUCGACGUUGAAAGUGGUCAGGUUCUGAAAGUUUAUGGCAUCGGACCGCGUUCUGUCAGUGAGAAAAUGAUCGAAUAUUUGUAUAAAUACAACAGUGGUUGUAAAGAGUUCUCUAAGAUUCCAGCGAAAACAUUCUCGUUGUCAGUCGAUGGUUUUACCAUUCAGAAAAGCUUUUGGCAAACUAGUAAACCGUCUGUGGCGUCAAAAACUGCAUCCAACUUUAAACAGUCCAGUUAUAAAUCAACCAGCAUUUUGCGAUGAACAGUGAACGCCGUUUCGCGCAUUGAAGUCAGUAGAUCAAUAUGGCGGUAAACUGCGACCAAACUCAAUAAAUUUGUCGUCGUUUGUGCUCGUUAACCUCAGCAAAUAUAGGAAUGGAUAUAAGACAAUUCUUUAGUGUUAAAACAAAUAAUGAUUCAGACAAGUCUCACGCGGGAACUUUAAAAAAGCCCAAUGGCGAGCAUGGAGAUGGCAAGUCUCGCUCAAAAAAACUAUCGAAAAGUGGUACUAAGCGAAAAAUAUCUGAGUCCACAGAUUCAGAAGAGAAUCUCUCAAAAAAGAGCAAU